This is a messenger RNA of Mytilus trossulus (common blue mussel), 939 nucleotides long. RefSeq lists its product as uncharacterized. The annotation marks the transcript as partial. The record is from RefSeq and is a predicted model, not a curated record. Lineage: Eukaryota; Metazoa; Mollusca; Bivalvia; Mytilida; Mytilidae. The transcript has a single exon.
UGCAAGAAGUGUUACAAAUUAUAUGAUUUCGAAGACUGUAUGCACAUUAUCGAGGGUCAACAAGUCUCAAAAACCUGUCAGAAUAUUCGCUUCCCAAAUCAUCCACAGAUCGGAAGGAGAAAAGUAUGUGGAGAACUUCUUUUGAAAGUUGUUCAGCUGCAAAAGUACAGAAAGCUGUAUCCUUAUAAAACAUUUUGUUAUAAGUCUUUGGAAUCUUCAGUUUCAAGUCUUGUCCACCUUCCUGAAUUUGAAAAGAACUGCGAAAAAUGGAGAUCAAGACGACAAGAAGAAGGUUUUUUUGCAGAUGUUUACGAUGGACGAAUUUGGAAAGAAUUCCAAGGUACAGAGAAAGACAACUUUUUGUGUAGCGAGAGACAUUAUGGAUUAAUGAUAAACUUGGACUGGUUCCAACCAUAUGAGCAUGUUCAGUAUUCUGUAGGUGUUAUGUACGCUGUUAUUUUAAAUUUACCAAGAAACGAACGUUUUAAGUUAAAAAAUGUCGUUCUCAUCGGUAUAAUACCGGAUAUGGGAAAAGAACCAAGUCUACAAACAUUCCUUGACCCUCUUAUAGAUGAACUCAAAAGUGUAUGGAUAUACGGUUUUUCGUCGAAUUCUUUUCAAAGUAAAAAGGAUAAACAGAAUUUCAAGUUAGCAUUGAUGUGUGUCGGUUGCGAUAUUCCUGCAACAAGGAAAUUGUGUGGAUUUUUGGGCCAUAGCGCUACCUUAGGAUGCUCGAAAUGCAUGAAAACAUUUCCUGGUGAUAUCGGUAGGAAAAUAUAUGGUGGUUUUGACGUUGAUAAUUGGAAAACCCCGGGAUUUAAUUCAUCAGCGACAGUUGGUUCAUCUCAUAAGACAAGCAAAAACACAAACAGAAAAAGACAGUCUAGAAAGCAAAUACGGUCUCAGAUAUUCUCCUCUUUGGGAUCUGGAGUACUUUGA